Molecule: messenger RNA, 1528 nt
Organism: Symsagittifera roscoffensis
Lineage: Eukaryota; Metazoa; Xenacoelomorpha; Acoela; Convolutidae
Product: atlastin-1-like
Exons: 4
Coding region: 1-843 (280 amino acids)
Biological process (GO): endoplasmic reticulum organization; protein homooligomerization
Molecular function (GO): GTPase activity; GTP binding
Source: RefSeq, a predicted model, not a curated record
AUGGGAUUCCGAAAGUCCACAAAGAAUUUAAACGCAGACGGGGAACCAAUAAAAAUAAUCGAGCCACAGUCGGAUCACACAUUUAAACUGAAUUCCAACGCACUGAAAGACAUUUUGCUAUCAGAUGAGCUGAAACAUAAGAAAGUGGUGGUCAUCUCAAUUACAGGAGCAUUCAGAACCGGAAAAUCACGACGCUCGUCCACCAUUGCCCCCGAGGGGGAGUUCCAGUUCGACUCAGACUGGUUGGAUGCCCUGAGGACCCACAUGGAGAAGGGACAGGGAUUCGAGUGGAGUCACGGAGACAAGCGAACUACAGAUGGGGUGGUGAUGUGGAGCAAACCUUUCAUGGUCAGGACCAAGAGCGAAGAGGUCGCACUCAUUCUCAUGGACACGCAAGGUAGUUUUGACGACACUCAGACUACGAAUGACUGUGCGAUCAUUUUCGCACUGGCCACUCUGGUCAGUUCCUGCCAAGUGUACAACAUCAGUCACACAAUCAGAGAAGACGACAUCUCAAACCUACUCUACUUCACACAAGUAAGCAAAGAGAAAAAACAUGUUUUGUUUGAGUAUGGCAAAAUGGCGAAAGAAGACGAGAAACAAAUAGCCGAUAAGCACAAACCAUUCCAACGACUGCUGUUUCUAAUCCGUGACUGGAAAUCACCUUCUAGUCACCCUUUCGGCCAAGAGGGUGGGAGAGAGAAACUAGCUGCCGCCCUCAAGGUCACAGCGAAGAGCAACGAUGAAGUAGUUUAUUCACGAGAGCGACUCAAUAGAUUCUUUCAGGACAUCGAGUGUUUCCUGUUACCUCAUCCGGGGCUAAAAGUUGCCACAGGAAAGUGACCAGGAUUAAAAAGACCAAAUCUCACCAGUACCAAAAAAAGGGUUAUGAAAUUGACGAUAAAUUUUUCAUUUUUCAUGGUAGUGACUUAAAUCUUAUUAUGCCUGUAAUUCGGUAAAUUUUGAAAAUACUCAUUUAUACUUGAGCCGAUUGCUUUUUUCUGAAUUUCAUACAGGCAUCUAGUUAUAGGAUCAUCAGGAUAAAAAUAAAUCCUCGUCACGGAAACAGGAGCCAAAUUUACGGGUAAUACCGACGAAAUCGAGGAAAACUUCCUGCACCACUUACAAAACCUAAUUCGACUCCUAUUAGACGACGAACAUCUUCAACCGAAACAACUAGCGGGCAAAGACUUGACAUGCGGCGAACUUUACACUUGUAUUGAAUCCUACAUGAAGGUUAUUUCUUCCGGGAAAUUACCAACUUUGAAAAACUGUUUCUUGGCAACAGCAGAAGCCACUCAUUUAAACGCGUUAACCGAAGCCCUGGAUUAUUAUCACAAAUCAAUGCAGAAUGUUUGCGGUGGUUCGAAAUCUUACGUCAACGAAAAGCAACUCGAAAAAGUACACGAGCAAGUUUCGAAAGCUGCCGAUAACCAAUUCUUAGCCACUAAACGAGUCGGUGGGAGUGUUUUUGAGAAAAAUUACCGAAACAAACUUCAGGAAAAAAUGAAAGACGCUGGGAAAGAGU